AUGCUCUCAAUUGUCAGCUUAACGAAGCUUCCCAGAUAUGUCUGGGGUAUCCGAAACGUUUCACGAGGCGCAUUGAAAAAGAGGACAUCGUCUUACAAAGUCCGCCAGCUGUCGUUUGCCAUAAGUAGGAAUACGCGGGUCUCUACUAGUUCAUGGCUCCAGGACACCGGACGUGACAGCGGAGCGCUCAGGCAAGUAAGGACGCCAUGCUUUUCGGAUACAAGAGAGAUUACAACACAAGCACAAGGCGAAUCGGUGCCGAGCGAAGGCACCACUAGCGACAAUCAAAAUGAAGAAGAUGUAAAAGGAUGCACGCCUAGCUCAGAACGCGACGGAACAGCACCACCCAGCGAUAGUCUUUCGCACCAAGUCAGGGAACUCAUGCGUCUUGUCGGCCAUCCAGUCACAGUGAUUACCGCCACAGAUACUUCCCUGAGCCCCAAAGGACAUCCAAAAUCCUGGAGAGGUGCUACGGUCUCGUCUUUCAAUACUGUGACCCUUGAGCCGGAACCAAUUGUCUCGUUCAACAUCAAAAAGAAUUCGUCAACUUUUCAAGCCAUCGAGCAUUCGGGCCAUUUCGCAGCUCACUUCAUGUCCGGUUUGCAACCACUAUCGGUGAAAAUGGCCACGAGAUUUUCACGUGGUAACCACACGUCGCCUUUCCACGAUGCUGACGGAAGGGUAGACGAACUCUUCAUUAAGCGCAAUGCCCGAACACUCACGGGCAGGCCUCCAGUCUUGCACCACGACUCCAACAUAGUACCGCUGCACUUGUCUUGCGAAUACAUGCCCUCGAAGCUGGUCCACAUUGCGGACCAUGUUGUUGUUUUCGGUCGGGUUACGUGGGUGUACCAUGCCACAGACGUAGCUGAGCUGGUCCGUUCAAAAGGUCGUACAUCGAUAUUGAGUUAUGCAAACGGCGGGUACAGCCAUAGCGGCCAGUACAAGAAGGUUCACAGGGUUCAGCUGGGGGGGGAUUCCAAAAAGUAA
Exophiala spinifera is the source of this 990-nucleotide messenger RNA. RefSeq lists its product as uncharacterized. Bases 1 to 990 code for a protein of 329 amino acids. The transcript has a single exon. NCBI's taxonomy places the organism in Eukaryota, Fungi, Ascomycota, Eurotiomycetes, Chaetothyriales, Herpotrichiellaceae. The record is from RefSeq and is a predicted model, not a curated record. Gene Ontology annotation, molecular function: FMN binding; riboflavin reductase (NADPH) activity.